AUGCCAAAGAGAAUGGAAAACGGAACAUCAAACCACAAUGACGACCCCAACGCUGAAAAAUUCCGUAAAUUGUUCAUCGGUGGAUUGAACUAUGAUACCACGGAAGAAGGCCUUCGCACCUACUUCGAACAGUGGGGCGAAGUUGUGGAUUGUGUAGUGAUGAAAAAUCCGACUACAAACAGAUCUCGUGGAUUCGGAUUUAUCACCUACCAAAGCGCUGAACAACUGGACGAUGCCCAGACUAACCGACCACAUACUAUCGACAGCAAGAAGUUGGACACUAAGAGGGCUAUGCCCCGAGACGGCAGCGAAGAAACCCAGGCUUCAGUGAAAAAAAUGUUUGUCGGUGGAUUAGAAGAAACUACCAGUGAGGAUGAAAUUCGUGAUAUUUUCUCAAAGUUCGGUACUGUAGAGAAAAUUGAUAUGAUCAAAGAUAAGAACACAGGCAAGCAAAAACGAUUUUGCUUUGUCACUUUCGACGACUUCGAUGCCGUUGAUAAGUGCGUCAUCCGGAAACGCUUUCCUCUUGGUUCCAAAAGCAUUGAGGUGAAGAAAGCAGUCUCGAAGAACGAGGCUAUGGGUAGUUCCAUGGGAGGCCGUGGUGGCCGAGGAGGUGGACGUGGAGGCCGCGGUGGCUUCGGUUCCAACUUCAAUGGAUAUGGAAGUGGCUGGAACCAAAGUGGCCCUGGUUAUGGAGGAGGCUACGGCGGCCCCAAUAGCGGUGGCGGCUGGUAUCAAGGAGGAGAUGGCCGCUAUGGUGGGGACUACAACAAUGACAAUUAUGGAGGAGGAUUUGGUUCUAACUACGCAAAUGGACCUGGUGGCGGACCCCAGCGCCAAGGCUUUUCCCAGAGGGGCUCUGGCCCUUACGGAGGUGGCUACGGUAGUGGAAUGAGCAGUAGUAGCUACAGGCGUUAA
Molecule: messenger RNA, 918 nt
Organism: Acanthosepion pharaonis
Lineage: Eukaryota; Metazoa; Mollusca; Cephalopoda; Sepiida; Sepiidae
Source: the annotation of a GenBank genome assembly